This is a messenger RNA of Phytophthora infestans T30-4, 915 nucleotides long. RefSeq lists its product as uncharacterized. NCBI's taxonomy places the organism in Eukaryota, Oomycota, Peronosporomycetes, Peronosporales, Peronosporaceae. The transcript is spliced from 2 exons. The record is from RefSeq and is a predicted model, not a curated record. The coding region runs from base 1 to 915 and encodes 304 amino acids.
AUGGGCAACUUCCUCGUGUCGUCGGUCUGUCGCGCGCACGGUCGCUCUGAGGCCGUGUACGCGAUCGUGAGGGCCCAAGUAGAGGCACUGCGAGGUCACCAGCGUCGCGGCUCGCCCUUGCAGCGACGGUGUGCGGCACAGCAAGCGGCGUUGCUUCGCGCACUCUCGUCCAAAAUGGCGCUUACCGCCGCCGUGAUGAGUUGCUGGGUAACAGCCGCUACAAAUCGUGCCAGGGCCGCUCUCGUUGCAUCGCUCGUGUUUAUCGCAAAAAAGUUUAUCGCGAGAACGAGCACACAGCGAUCAUUGCCGUCGCAGGUCUACGACGACGUAUUUAACGAGUUCAACGCUGUCUUCGAGACAGCCCCGCAACCGACGAAGACACUGCGAGAGCUACAUGUACAACACAGCGCCAAGCUGGACGCUGAGAGUCUCAAGGCAGAGGCCGAAGCACAACAAGGAGGGUUAAACGACUUUGACGACGAAUACGAGCUCCUGCCCAAGCCAGAGGAAGAUCGCGCGUUCUAUGCCGAUCUUGAAGGAAACCAGGUGGAGAGCGACGCCAGCCAGACGGACUCCGUCACGGAGGGUGAGCGACUGCUACAGCUUGCCUCGAGCAUCUCCGACACAUCGAUGCGCGUUGAGGAGUUUAUUAUCAACGGGAAACACGACAAUUUUGAGGUUAUUACGAAGGAUGUGGAUGAUCACGCUGCAGAAGCCAAUGAAAGCGAGAAAAGGAGCAUCGUACGCGUGCUACUGGCGUACUGUGCCUACAGUGAAGACUCGAAUUACUCGAGCGAUAUGGUCCUGACUGCCGAGGAGUGUUUGCAGGUGUGGCAGGGCGACGAAGAUCGCGCUUUCAAGUCGCUCGCCGUCCUGUGUAACGACGUCCCGCGUUUGUGUGCCGCUCUCGAGUGA